AUGUCUAGAGUAGGAAUCUUGGCCCUUGGCCCAGCAGGGGUUGGUAAGUCCACCUUCUGCAACUCCAUCAUAUCACACAUGCAAUCCAUAGGGAGAAGAGCCCACAUCGUCAACCUCGAUCCAGCAGCAGAAGCUACAGAAUACGAAUUCACCAUCGAUAUCAGAGACUUGAUUUCAUUACAGGAUGUCAUGGAAGAAAUGGAUUUGGGCCCUAACGGAGGCUUGAUCUACUGCUUUGAGUUCUUGCUCAACAACCUCGACUGGUUGGAUGAAGAGAUCGGCGACUACAACGACGAAUACUUGAUUUUUGACUGUCCUGGACAGAUCGAAUUGUACACCCAUGUGCCGGUGUUGCCCACCAUCGUCAAGCACUUGCAACAGUCAUUGAACUUCAACUUGUGUGCCACCUAUUUGUUGGAGGCCCCAUUCAUUGUGGACAAUUCCAAGUUCUUUUCCGGUGCUUUGAGUGCCAUGUCUGCCAUGAUUCUCUUGGAAUUGCCCCACAUAAAUAUAUUGUCCAAAAUCGACUUGAUUAAGGACGAGUACAGCAAGAAGCAGUUGAAGAAAUUCUUGAACCCAGACCCGUUGUUGUUGAGCAACGAGGACGAGGAGUUCAAUCCCAAGUUUUCCAGGCUUAACAAGUUAAUUGCAAACUUGGUGGACGAUUUCGGCAUGGUCCAGUUCUUGCCCUUGGACUGCGCUAAGGAGAGCACCACCAUCUCCACUAUCUUGAGUUACAUCGAUGAUGUUACUCAAUGGAGUGAAAGUCAAGAGCCUAAGGAGCCCGCUGCAGAGGAGUUGGAUGAGGAGGAUGUGGACUACGAUUAA
Molecule: messenger RNA, 828 nt
Organism: Suhomyces tanzawaensis NRRL Y-17324
Lineage: Eukaryota; Fungi; Ascomycota; Pichiomycetes; Serinales; Debaryomycetaceae
Product: putative signal sequence-binding GTPase
Exons: 1
Coding region: 1-828 (275 amino acids)
Molecular function (GO): GTPase activity
Source: RefSeq, a predicted model, not a curated record